AUGGGGAAGUGGCAACAGAGAUCAGUGGUCUUUAAGCUGGCCUUACUCUUCAUGUACUUCAUCUUCCUGGUCUACGCACUUGCCUUCAGUAUUCCUACCUGGCUGGGAGGAGGCCUGAUAUUUGGACUGUUGGAAAAAGACAUAAUAUUUGGACUGUGGGCCAUUUGUAAGAAGACUUCAGAUAGCGGUGGCUUUGAAACAUGUGAAAAAAUGGCUUUUGGUGAUAACACCCCUUGGAUGGAUGGAGUCAGGGCAGUGUGGGUAGCGGGCAUGUUCUUCUACGUGGUUGCCGUCUUCUACAGUCUGGUGGACAACUGCUGCACUAGAGAGGAUAGCAGAGAUUAUGGACUGACUGGGGCUCUGGCCAUUCUUGCAGGGCUGAGUGGAGCGGUUGGAGUUAUUGUGGUGGCAAUUAAAAUAGAGGAAGAUUCUCCAAAUGUGCAGUACUACUGGGGCUACAUGCUGGCCUGCAUCACUAGUGGUCUCACGCUCAUUCUGGCUAUCAUCCUCCUCAUUACCAAAAACACCAAGUCCAGUGAGAAGGCCCAGGCUGACCGGACGGCAGAUUAUGUCUUUGCUCAUAAACAACCCAAUCCUUAUGCUCAAGAGUAUACCAACCAGGGUUACACCCGAGAUGACAUACCCUUGGCUAAUGGGGUCACCUACCACCACACCCCCACUGCCCACCCCUACACCGCCUACCAGGAUGGGUACACAGGCACUAACUAUCCCCCCACCAGAAGUCAAGAGCCCAUCUAUGGACAACCCCACAAAAGUCCAUACGGUGGCUAUUACAAUGGGAGACCAGCACAGCUGCAUGAUGCUUCAGAUGUCGGUUCAGCCUACACAGAUCUUAGCAACGGAUACACCACAGAAUUGAUCCAGGCCGAACACACACUCAGUCGGCCUGGUGCUGCCCAGCGAGCAGAUUUUGUCAGAGGGGCUGGGGAUUAUGCCAGGCAAGAGUACCCCGGAAGAAAUGACAAUUUCGCAAAUGGCAGCAGGCUUUACUAA
Messenger RNA from Candidula unifasciata, 1014 nucleotides. The record is from the annotation of a GenBank genome assembly. Lineage: Eukaryota; Metazoa; Mollusca; Gastropoda; Stylommatophora; Geomitridae.